Carya illinoinensis is the source of this 927-nucleotide messenger RNA. RefSeq names its product disease resistance protein RPV1-like. The record is from RefSeq and is a predicted model, not a curated record. Gene Ontology annotation, biological process: defense response. The transcript has a single exon. Gene Ontology annotation, molecular function: ATP hydrolysis activity; ADP binding. The coding region runs from base 158 to 754 and encodes 198 amino acids. NCBI's taxonomy places the organism in Eukaryota, Viridiplantae, Streptophyta, Magnoliopsida, Fagales, Juglandaceae.
CCUACCACUUAAUUUUAUUUUACUUUUGGUUGUGAGAAAAUAACAUAUUAGAUUAUGUUGCUUGUUUUUCAUGUGAAGAGUACUCCAGCUCAUUAAUUUAUUUGUAUGCAAGAAUGAAUCGAAAUUCAUCCAAGAAAUCGUUCAAGAGGUCUCUAGAAUGGUAAAUUAUUCAUAUCUAAACGUCACAAAAUAUCUAGUUGGGUUGGAGUCUCGUGUGCAAGACAUUGAUUUACUUUUAAGUAUCGGGAUGAAUGACAUACGCAUGGUGGGAAUAUUUGGAGUUGGUGGAAUUGGUAAGACAACAAUUGCCAAAAAGAUCUACAACUCAAUUUUUUCACAAUUUGAUGUUCAUUGUUUCUUGACAAAUGUUAGAGAAACUUCAAACAAAGUGGGUGGCCUGGUCCAAAUGCAGAAUACACUUCUUAAUGAGAUUCUGAAAGCCUCUAAAUGUUUUGAUGUUGGUAAUGUUGAUAGAGGAGUUUAUGAGUUAAAGAGCAAACUUUGCUCUAGAAGGGUUCUCUUAAUUCUUGAUGAUGUGGAUAAGUUAGUCCAGUUAGAAACAUUAGCUGGAGAUCGUGAUUGGUUUGGUUUAGGAAGUAGAAUCAUCAUAACUACAAGAGAUCGGAAUUUAUUAAAUAACCGUAAGGUUGAUUCAAAAUAUGAAGUAAAGAGAUUGGACCAUAAUGAAGCUCUUGAGCUCUUUAGUUGGCAUGCUUUUGAGGAAGACUUGAAUCAUGAACCCUUGACGCAUUAAUCAUCAAUCUUCUCUCCUGAGGCCGUCAAUACCAUGAUAGGAGCAGAGAACCGUUUUUCUAGUAGGGCUGAUUAUGAGAUUAUUACAGAAUCAAGAAUGCUCAGUAGUCAAUAUGCUGCCUCUGUUACGAUCAUGUCUCAGAGGUUAAUGGCGAGGGUGAGUGAGAUUGAUCA